This is a messenger RNA of Cynoglossus semilaevis (tongue sole), 453 nucleotides long. RefSeq names its product ATP synthase membrane subunit k (gene atp5mk). Bases 156 to 332 code for a protein of 58 amino acids. The transcript has 4 exons. Gene Ontology annotation, cellular component: proton-transporting ATP synthase complex. Lineage: Eukaryota; Metazoa; Chordata; Actinopteri; Pleuronectiformes; Cynoglossidae. The record is from RefSeq and is a predicted model, not a curated record.
CCGAUUGACCUUUAAUUUACCCAAUAGAAAGACAUAAUAUUAUCACUGUGAAAGGAGGGACUUCCGCUAAGUAAGCAUUGCGGCCUCUCCUGAAGGGCACCUGUGUCUCAUUCUGUUUUCUCGGAGGUCGCGUGUUUAAGGACCAUUUUUCCAACAUGGGUGGACACGACUCUGGUACCCAACACCAGUUCACUGGAUUUGCCAAGUACUUCAAUUCAUACACAUUAAUAGGAAGGAGGAAUUGUGUUUUUGCCACGUACGCCACCUUGAUUGGCAUCGGCCUUUUCUUUAAAUUUAGGCCAAAGAAACAGGCUGCUGUCAAAGCAGAAUAAUGUUUCUAUUUCAACCCAUCAGUUCUAGGUGGAGGGAGCAGCUUGAUGUGCUUGUAAUAAAAUAUUCCUGUUUGUUGUCACUCUGUUAAUAAAGAAGACAUGUGUCUAAAACGUAGAAAAA